Molecule: messenger RNA, 1005 nt
Organism: Penicillium chermesinum
Lineage: Eukaryota; Fungi; Ascomycota; Eurotiomycetes; Eurotiales; Aspergillaceae
Product: alpha/beta hydrolase
Exons: 2
Coding region: 1-1005 (334 amino acids)
Molecular function (GO): hydrolase activity
Source: RefSeq, a predicted model, not a curated record
AUGGCAAUUCCCGGCGUUACGCAACCCCCUUACCCGCUCCAUGAAUCCGUCAAGGAUCUAUUGGACCCCGAGUAUGUCGCUUUCUACAACAAACAUGUGAUCAACAACCAGCAGGUUCACCUGCAACCGGUGGCCGCCUCGCGGACGAGCGGGGCGUUGAUCCCUGGCGCUGGUCCGAUGCUCGAGGUGGGAAAGACUCAGGAUCUCGCGGUGCAGAGGCGAGAAACGGAGGGCCCGCCAGUUCCCGUUCGCUGCAUGACGCCCAAGGGCGAAACGCCCGCGGGCGGCUGGCCGGUAAUGCUAUACUUCCAUGGUGGAGGCUGGGUAUUGGGAAACAUUGAUACAGAGAAUGUGGUGUGUUCGAAUCUCUGCGUCCGCGGCAACUGUGUCGUGGUAACGACUGGCGCCCGAAAAUCCAUUCCCGCCGCCGUACACGACUGCUGGGAAGCUUUGCUCUGGCUUGUCUCCGAAGGACCUGCGGCUUUGUCGAUCAACCCGUCAAAGAUCGCCACAGGCGGUUCCUCCGCUGGCGGGAAUCUUGCAGCCAUUAUGACUCACAAAGCGUUGACGCUGUCGCCUCCAAUACGCUUCUCAGCUCAGUUACUCUCGGUCCCCGUCACCGAUAAUGUAGCAACCGUGGAGAACAACGAGUCGUAUCGUCGAUACGAGCACACUCCCGCGUUGCCCGCGGCGAAGAUGAUCUGGUACCGGGACCAUUAUUUGCCAAACCAUGCGGACCGCACCAACCCAGAAGCGAGUCCGCUUUUCUACACGGAUGACUGGUCACAACUGCCGCCCGCGUUGGUUAUGGUGGGCGAGCUUGACGUGUUGCGGACGGAGGGCGAGCAGUACGCCGAAAAGCUAAGAAAGGCCGGGGUGACAGUGGAUCUGCAGGUCAUGAAAGGAAUGCCCCAUCCAUUCCUUGCCAUGGAUGGUGCCCUGUCCGAAGGGAAAAGAUGCAUUACUCUCAUGUGCGAUGCCCUACAGCAGGCAUUUUGGAAGUAA